Messenger RNA from Scomber scombrus (Atlantic mackerel), 4886 nucleotides. It is a transcript of the gene abcb4, whose product is annotated as ATP-binding cassette, sub-family B (MDR/TAP), member 4. NCBI's taxonomy places the organism in Eukaryota, Metazoa, Chordata, Actinopteri, Scombriformes, Scombridae. The transcript is spliced from 28 exons. Gene Ontology annotation, biological process: transmembrane transport. Gene Ontology annotation, molecular function: ATP hydrolysis activity; ABC-type transporter activity; ATP binding. The record is from RefSeq and is a predicted model, not a curated record. Gene Ontology annotation, cellular component: membrane. Bases 139 to 4020 code for a protein of 1293 amino acids.
GGAGGACUGAGACAGUUCUGGGUGCAGGCGUGUGAGUGUGUGUAUGUAUGUGAUCACUACCUCUGUUAAGAAUAGACCAGAGGACUAACACGGGUCUGGCGGAAUAGCAGCUGACAAAGCUUUACCCAGGACCCAACCAUGGAAGGGAAGGAAGAGAUGGAAAUGCUGGCUGAUGCCAAACCCCAUGAAAAUGGGCGAAUACGUGAGACCAAGGCAGAGGAUGACAAAAAGGAUGAAGAGAAGAAGAAAGAUAAACUGGAAAAGAUACCUCUGGUUGGCGUCUUUGCUCUGUUCAGGUUUGCAGAAGCCUCGGACAUUGUGUUGAUCAUCUUGGGGACAGUGAUGGCGGCGGUCCACGGGGCGGUGCUUCCUCUCAUGUGUAUAGUGUUUGGGGACAUGACAGACAGCUUUAUACAUAAUGGCCAAGCAAACAAUAACACGUCAUACGAAAAGCUCACCAAAAUCUAUAUAAACAGCACCUUAGAAGAGGAUAUGACAGGCUUUGCCAUCUACUACUCCAUCAUGGGGUUUGUCGUGUUGGUGGCGGCCUACAUGCAGGUUUCCUUCUGGGCUCUGGCAGCCGGGCGGCAGGUCAAACGCAUCCGCAAGUUGUUUUUCCAUCGUAUCAUGCAGCAGGACAUCAGCUGGUUCGAUGUCACUGAGACAGGAGAGCUCAACACACGUCUCACAGAUGAUGUCUAUAAGAUCCAAGAGGGAAUUGGAGACAAGGUGGGGAUGCUGAUCCAGGCCUUCUCCACCUUCAUCACAUCCUUUAUCAUUGGCUUCAUCAAAGGCUGGAAACUCACUCUUGUAAUCCUGGCCGUCAGCCCCGCGUUGGGGCUUUCAGCUGCAAUUUUCGGCAAAGUGCUGACCAACUUCACCGCUAAAGAGCAGACUGCAUAUGCCAAAGCUGGUGCCGUGGCAGAAGAGGUGCUUUCUGCCAUCAGGACAGUGUUUGCCUUCAGUGGUCAGGACAGAGAGAUCAAGAGAUAUAAUAAGAACUUGGAAGAUGCAAAGAACAUGGGAAUAAAGAAGGCCAUUUCUGCCAAUAUUGCCAUGGGCUUCACCUUCCUGAUGAUCUACAUGUCCUAUGCUCUGGCUUUCUGGUAUGGCAGUACACUUAUCCUGAGUAAGGAGUACACCAUUGGAUCUGUACUCACCGUGUUUUUCGUCGUGCUUAUUGGAGCAUUCACAAUGGGACAGACCUCUCCCAACAUCCAGUCCUUUGCCAGCGCCCGGGGAGCUGCAUAUAAAGUCUACAACAUCAUUGAUCAUGAUCCGGUCAUCGACAGCUAUUCAGAUACUGGCUUCAAGCCUGACUCAAUCACUGGAAACAUUGAGUUCAAGAACAUCCACUUCAGCUAUCCCUCAAGGCCCGAUGUCAAAAUUUUAACUAACUUGAAUUUGAGUGUGAAGAGUGGACAGACCAUUGCCUUAGUGGGUAGCAGCGGCUGUGGUAAAAGCACCACGAUCCAGCUGCUGCAGAGGUUCUACGAUCCACAUGAAGGAUCAGUAUUCAUUGAUGAUCACGACAUUCGUUCUCUUAACGUCCGCUACUUGAGAGAGAUGAUUGGAGUGGUUAGUCAAGAGCCAAUCCUCUUUGCCACGACCAUUGCAGAGAACAUCAAAUACGGUCGACCUGACGUGACGAGGCAGGAGAUUGAGCAAGCUGCCAAGGAGGCCAAUGCUUACGACUUCAUCAUGACCCUUCCUGAUAAGUUUGAGACGCUGGUCGGUGACCGAGGGACUCAGAUGAGUGGAGGACAGAAGCAGAGGAUUGCAAUUGCUCGAGCUCUGGUCCGCAACCCAAAAAUUCUCCUGCUGGAUGAAGCAACAUCUGCUCUUGAUGCUGAGAGUGAGAAAAUUGUGCAAUCUGCCCUUGACAAGGUCCGACUGGGUCGUACCACCAUAGUUGUGGCCCACCGCCUGUCAACUAUCAGGAAUGCUGACGUCAUUGCUGGCUUCAAUCAAGGCAAAGUUGUAGAGCUGGGGACUCACAACCAGCUGAUGGAAAAAAAUGGUGUCUACUAUACACUCGUCACCAUGCAGACCUUUCAGAAAGCCGACGAUGGGGAGGAGGGUGAAUUUGUGCAGUCCGACGAUGAAAAGAGACCGUUAGCCAAGUCCUUCUCUCAGUCAUCUCUGCACAGGAGGAAGUCCACAAGAGGCUCCUCCAUUGCUGGUUCAGAGGGAGACAGAGAGGAGAAAGAAAAGUUGAAGGAUAUAUCGGAGAAGCCAGAAGAGGAAGAAAAUGUUCCUCCUGUGUCUUUCCUAAAAGUGAUGCGUCUCAACCUUCCUGAGUGGCCCUACAUUGUGGUGGGGACCAUUUGUGCCAUCAUCAAUGGAAUAAUGCAGCCUCUGUUUGCUGUCAUCUUCUCCAAAAUCAUCACUGUGUUUACAGAAAAAAAUCAAGAAAUUGUCCGAGCAAGGUCUGAAUUUUUCUCCCUCAUGUUUGCUGCGAUUGGAGGUGUAACUUUUUUCACCAUGUUUCUACAGGGUUUCUGUUUUGGUAAAUCUGGAGAGAUGCUGACCCUGAAACUGAGACUUGGGGCCUUUAAGUCCAUGAUGAGACAGGACCUCGGCUGGUUUGAUAACCCCAAAAACAGCAUUGGAGCGCUCACUACGAGACUGGCCACAGACGCUGCCCAAGUACAAGGAGCUACAGGAGUACGCAUGGCCACACUGGCCCAGAACUUAGCCAACUUGGGCACCAGUGUGAUCAUCGCCUUUGUUUAUGGAUGGGAACUGACCCUGCUCAUCCUGUCUGUGGUGCCUGUCAUGGCAGUGGCCGGAUCUGUGCAGAUGCAGCUGCUUGCUGGACACGCUGCCGAAGACAAGAAGGAGCUUGAGAAGGCUGGAAAGAUUGCUACAGAGGCCAUCGAGAAUAUCCGCACUGUUGCCUCUCUCACCAGAGAACCCAAGUUUGAGUCUUUGUAUGAGGAAAACCUCGAAGGGCCAUUCAAGAACUCCCAGAAAAAGGCCCAUGUGUACGGUUUAACCUUUUCCUUCUCCCAGGCCAUGAUCUACUUUGCUUAUGCGGGCGCGUUCCGCUUUGGAGCUUGGCUCAUUCAGCAUGGAAGGAUGGAUGUCGAAGGGGUAUACCUGGUGAUUUCAGCUGUUUUGUUCGGUGCUAUGGCCGUCGGCGAGGCCAACUCCUUCACUCCCAACUACGCUAAGGCCAAAAUGUCUGCUUCCCACCUCAUGUUGCUGAUGAACAGAGAGCCUGCCAUUGAUAACCUGUCAGAGGCGGGAGAGUCACCGGACAAAUUCGAUGGUAAUGUGCGUUUUGAGGGUGUUAAAUUUAACUAUCCAUCACGCCCGGACCUACCCAUCCUCCGAGGGCUCAACCUGAAGGUGAGCAAGGGAGAGACUCUGGCCUUGGUGGGGAGCAGCGGCUGUGGAAAGAGCACGACCAUCCAGCUUCUGGAGAGGUUUUACGACCCCAUGCAAGGGAGAGUGGUGCUGGAUAGCAAACGUGUGGACCAGCUUAACAUCCACUGGCUAAGAGCCCAGAUAGGCAUUGUAUCGCAGGAGCCUGUGCUGUUUGACUGCACCAUAGCUGAGAACAUCGCCUAUGGAGACAACAGCCGCACUGUAACUAUGGAAGAGAUACAGGCAGCUGCUAAAGCGGCCAACAUUCACAACUUCAUAGACGGCCUGCCAAAGGGGUACAACACUCAGGCAGGUGAUAAGGGGACCCAGCUGUCAGGUGGUCAGAAGCAGCGUAUAGCCAUUGCCCGAGCCAUCCUCCGCAACCCCAAACUGCUGCUGCUGGAUGAGGCCACAUCUGCACUCGACACUGAGAGUGAGAAGGUGGUGCAGGAUGCGCUGGACCAAGCCAGGCAGGGCAGGACGUGUAUCGUUGUGGCUCACCGUCUGUCCACCAUUCAAAACGCAGACCGCAUCGCUGUCUUCCAGGCAGGAGUGGUGGUAGAGCAGGGGACACAUCAACAGCUGCUGGCCAAGAAAGGCAUCUACCACAUGCUGGUCAACACACAGAUGGGUCACGAUAGUCAUUGAGAGGACACUGAGAGCAAUACUACACUGAUUGUUUUGUCAACUUUAUGUUUCCAAAGAGCUGGAUUAAUCCCUAUCUUAUCCUCAACUCAUUUUCAGACCAAGCAGCUUCAGCAGAGCAGUUGGUUAUUUAUUGAAUGUACUGACUGCAAACUUGGAGAUUUGACUCUGUGAUCUUUUAGCCGUGUGAGUUAAAAGAGUUUUCACAGAAGACAUCUUGACAAUAAUAAAAUCAAUAACGGCUCAAUUCCAUUUAGAGGCUCUGGCUUCAGGGUUGACUUGUUGCUGUUAAUAGUAACACUUGUGCUUUUCCUACUGCAAGUCGAAAUGUCCACUGUGAAAAAUGCAUUUUGUACCCUCUCAUGUUUUCUUUAUACUUUUACUAUCCAUUCAGUUCUAUACCUCGUGAACUGGGACUCUCUUAUGGCCAGUCCUUUUUUCUCUUAAGAUGGAGUCGCUUGAUGGAAACAAACCUUAGCAGUUGCUGAUUUCUGGUACCAUCUUCUGUUUAGUGCGAGAUACUUGAUACUAUGACCAAUGGACAGUAAUUAAAGCUGGAUUACCUUUGACACUGAGCUCAUCACAAAUACGAUUUGUUCUACAGUAGUGUUUGUAUUUAGGGAAAUUCUUUAUUGAUUGUAAUGUUGCAGUUUAAUGUUUUUUCAACAGUCCGAGUUCAUAAUUGAGCAGAAGUGCCUGAACUGUUUCACCAAAGAAAGUAUUUUAUACACAGGACCAAGCAGCACUUUAACUGCAAUCAUGAAGAAUCCCAUUUUGUUUCUACAAGAAAUGAACAGAAUGACUAACCUAUCUGCAGAAUAUGCUUGUAUGUAACUUAACUAUUAAAGUUUUAUAUUCGAUUAUUGAAA